CCGCCUCCCGGCGCGCCACUGACGUCACCGCCGGCGCCUGAUAACGUCAGCGCCCGCCCCGCCGUCAUCGCGGCGCGCCGGGCCGGAGUGGCGCGUGGCGGUCGGCAUGGCGCUCUUUCACGUUGCGAGGUACGCGGGCCCCGAGGCGGCCGGGGCGGAGGCCGAGGCCGAGGCUGAGGCGGACGGCCGGGCUCGCGCGCUGCUGGAGCGGCUGCGGUGCCGGGCCCGAGAGCGGCAGCUGCAGAAGCAGCCGCCGCAGCAAGAGCCCGCGGAGGCCGCGGAGGCCGCGCAGACCGCGCAGGCAGCGGGGAAGCGGCGACGGCGGCCGCGCAGAACGCGGAGGUGCAAGAGCGGCGGGGCGCCGGGGAGCCCGCACGCACCUCCCUGCAAGCGGCGGAAGGCGGACAACGAGGAUGAGGACGCGGGCGCAGAGAGCAGCGAGGAGACGCCGGCGGCGGACAGCGUGGGCGCCGAAGCCGCUGGGUCGCCGGAGGGCCAGGGCGGGCCGCUCCCCGAAGAGGCCACUGGUCCCCCAGCCCACGCCUUGGUGCUCGGGGGCUUCGGGAGGAGCAAGGCGCCAAAGGUCCAGCCUUUCCUGCCAGCGUGGCUGGCUGAGCCAAGCUGCGUUGGAAAGAAUGUCACCGAAGGCCUGGUGUCUAUCGAGGAUAUCCCGGAAGUCCACCCGGACCUGCGGAAGAGGCUGCGGGCUCAGGGCAUCUCGUCCUACUUUCCAGUGCAGGCAGCAGUGAUCCCCGCUCUCCUGGAGAGCGCAGCCAGCGGGUUCCUGGUGAGCAGAGGCGGCUGCCGGCCCAGCGACGUCUGUGUUUCCGCCCCAACGGGCAGCGGGAAGACCCUGGCCUUCGUCCUCCCUGUGGUGCAGGCCUUGCUUCCGCGAGCCGUGUGCCGGGUUCGUGCCCUGGUUGUGCUGCCGACCAAGGAGCUGGCCCAGCAGGUGAGCAGGGUGUUCAACGUCUACGCAGAGGCCACUCCCCUGCGGGUUGCCCUGGUCACCGGGCAGAAGUCGCUGGCCAAGGAGCAGGAGAGCCUCGUGCAGGACACAGCAGACGGCUUCCGCUGCCUGGCAGACAUCGUGGUGGCCACCCCCGGCCGCCUGGUGGACCACAUCGAGCAGACCCCAGGAUUCAGCCUCCAGCACCUCCGCUUCCUGGUGAUUGACGAGGCCGACCGCGUGAUAGACAGCAUGCACCAGUCCUGGCUGCCGCGCGUGGUGGCCGCGGCCUUUCCCAGUGAGGCCGCUAGGGACCCCUUUGCUCUGCUCCAGAGAACGCAGCCCCGGGCUGUGACUGCAGCCAGCGUCUGCUGCCCCCAGAUGCCACUGCAGAAACUACUCUUCUCGGCCACCCUGACCCAGAACCCCGAAAAGCUGCAGCAGCUCGGCCUCUACCGGCCCCGGCUCUUUUCCACGGGGUCGGUGCACGGGGGCCCCAGAGACCCCGACGCGGACGGGGACUCGGGCGGGAAGUACACCUUCCCCGCGGGGCUCACGCACCGCUACGUGCCCUGCAGCCUCCGCCUCAAGCCGCUGGUCGUCCUGCACCUGAUCCUGGAGAUGAAUCUCUCAAGGGUUCUGUGUUUCACCAACUCCCGCGAGAACUCGCACAGGCUGUUCCUGCUGGUCCAGGCUUUCGGGGGCGUGCGCGUGGCUGACUUCUCCUCCCGCUAUGGGCCUGGCUCCAGGAAGCUGAUCUUGAAGCAGUUUCAGCAGGGGAAGAUCCAGCUCCUCAUCAGCACUGACGCCACGGCCCGUGGCAUCGACGUGCAGGGCGUGCAGCUGGUGGUGAACUAUGACGCCCCCCAGUACCUGCGGACCUACGUGCACCGGGUUGGAAGAACCGCCCGCGCCGGAAAAGCCGGACAGGCCUUGACACUGCUGCUCAAGGUGCAGGAGAGGAGAUUUAUCCGGAUGCUCGGCGAAGGCGGGGUGCCCGGGCUGCAGCGGCAUGACGCCCCCAGCGAGCUCCUGCAGCCGCUGGUCCCGCGGUACCAGGAGGCCCUGGCCCAGCUGGAGAGGGCUGUCAGGGAGGAGCGGAAAAGCGGAGGCUGCCUGCAGAGGCUGGGGACAGGCUGGCGAGGGCUCCCCCCGCGUGCUGGCGGGGCGCCCCCUUCCCGGAGACGUGCUGAGCGCUGCUUGCCAGACGCAGGAGCGGGAGCCGGGACCCCUCAGCCGGGGGAGCCUCGAGCCGCAGGCGCGCCUCUGCCCUGGGCCCGGCCCCCUGGACACAAGGCUCUGGCCCAGGCCUGA
Kogia breviceps (pygmy sperm whale) is the source of this 2263-nucleotide messenger RNA. It is a transcript of the gene DDX51, whose product is annotated as DEAD-box helicase 51. The record is from RefSeq and is a predicted model, not a curated record. Gene Ontology annotation, cellular component: nucleus. Gene Ontology annotation, molecular function: nucleic acid binding; ATP binding. NCBI's taxonomy places the organism in Eukaryota, Metazoa, Chordata, Mammalia, Artiodactyla, Physeteridae.